AUGGAGCCGUCCAUCGUGGUGCUCUACUCGCAGUCCAGCAGCCCCCAGGCCGCCCAGGAACCGCUGUCGCUCCCCAGGCAGAACCUGGUCACCGAGGCCGCGCUGGCGGCGCGCGCCAAGAACAACGACGCGGUGGCGGCGCCGCAGACGCCGGUCCGGGCCGACGGCGACGUCCUGCUGCGCGGACGGUCGCCCACGCCGCGCUGCGCCAACGGGCAGCCCUUCUGCCUCUACGACCAGGAGUACCCGCAGCAGCGCGUCCACGAGAUACUCAACACGUACCACGACGACGCCAACACACUGUACCACGCGCUGCACCGCUACAACCCGCAGGAGCUCAUCAACAGGGACAACCAGACCCACAACUACAGGCAUAGAGGGCACUUUGCGUGCGAGUCCGAAGUGGCGUACCUGAGGCCGGGCUGGGCCAGGAACUGGAAGGACCAGUGGGUGGCCGUCGUCAACACGGACAAGUUCCCGCAGAUGGUGCGAGUGGAGACUUGCAAGUUCCUGAACCAGAAGUGCGAGUUCCUGCCGCCGUGCUACAAGUCCUCGUGCAUGCAGCGCUUCGCCGCCACGCGCUUGCUGUGCGUGGACCCGGCCAACCCCCACCAGCGACCCACCAUCGACGUGUUCGAGAUGCCGGUCGCCUGUUCCUGCUUCGUCGAAAACUUCAGAUUCCUUUGAAUCUCUGUCUAAUUGUUUUUCGUUUGAUUUGUUGUUGUUGUUUUUGUUGCUGCUGCUGUGGCGAAACGCGAUGGAGCUGUUGCCUCUGACUUGAUGAUCACCCUGUGAUUAAAAUGUCGC
Messenger RNA from Thrips palmi, 807 nucleotides. RefSeq lists its product as uncharacterized. The transcript is spliced from 7 exons. Lineage: Eukaryota; Metazoa; Arthropoda; Insecta; Thysanoptera; Thripidae. Bases 1 to 687 code for a protein of 228 amino acids. Gene Ontology annotation, molecular function: growth factor activity; Toll binding. Gene Ontology annotation, biological process: innate immune response; central nervous system formation; regulation of Toll signaling pathway. Gene Ontology annotation, cellular component: extracellular region. The record is from RefSeq and is a predicted model, not a curated record.